AUGUGUCAACGAAGUUCAUAUCAAAUAUUUGAUCGUUCACCAAUAUCAGCAGUAACAAUUAAAGUAAAGCCAUCAUCAGAUUGUUCCAAGAAUUCAUCUAUAAUGCGUUUUUUUCCAAAUUAUCAUUGUGAACAAUCAUUAUAUGAUGUAAAUGAUUUUAUUAUACCAGCAACAGAAAAUUCUGCUGUAUCAAUAACAACUCGUGUGAUAGAAAUAGAACAUGUAUUAAGACUUUGUGAUACUACAGCAAGAAGAAAACAUUCAAAUAAAUAUUCAUCAUUUAAUAUAACAUCAAUACAUGAAUGUUAUGAACAAAAACGUUGUCUUUUACCACCAUUAUACCGUUAUGAAUAUGAAAAUGAAAAAAUUAUUAAAAAACCACAAUUAUGCUGGUUUAAAUUACCAACAGCAGCAAGUAAAAGAAAUUAUCGAGCACUAAAUUAUAUUUUAUUUAUAAAACAUUUUGUUGAAUUUCCUCAACUUGGUCUUAUACGAGAUAAUCUCGUAGCAAAUAAAAUAAAACCAAAAUAUAUUGAUACAUGUGAAUAUCAUCCAAAAUAUCAUCCAUUAUGUCCAAAAUUUCGUAUAUUAAAAAUAUUAGAAAUGAUUGAAACAAAUCCAGAAGAAUAUGAAGCUAUGUUUUUUUAUGGUUCAUUAAUUGAAAUAAAAAUUAAUUGGAAAUGUAAUCUUGAUAGACGUUUAGAAUAUUGUCAACCACAUUAUGAAUUCCAACGUUUAGAUAUUCAACCAUAUAGAGAAAAUCCUUAUGAUCCUGGUUCAAAUUUUCUUACAUCAAGAUAUUAUUUUCGACCAAACGAAAGUGCAUUACAUCGUAUACAUACAAAAAUAUAUAAUUUGCAUAUAAUCGUUUCUGUAACAGGUGAAGUUGGAAGAUUUGAUUUAUUUCAAACAACAACAAGUAUUGGCUCAUUUCUUGGUAUAUUUGGUACAGGAACAAUUGUCUGCGAUUUUGUAGCUGCUUUUUUUACGAAUUUUAAAAAUCUCAAAUAUGAUAUUUGA
Rotaria sp. Silwood2 is the source of this 1020-nucleotide messenger RNA. NCBI's taxonomy places the organism in Eukaryota, Metazoa, Rotifera, Eurotatoria, Philodinida, Philodinidae. The record is from the annotation of a GenBank genome assembly.